AUGAGAUUUAACGCAGUAAGCCGCUUUGGUUGCAGCGCGUUGCGUAAUGCCUGCAGACCGUUCGUCUCUGGUGGAAGAUUCCACACCAAAAAUGCGCUAAACGGAUAUAAUUCUGGAUCCAGCGUAUUAUAUAGACCAUUUUUGUUGAAUGAUUUCAGGUUGAUGUCGACAAAACAGGAGAAGACUGACGAAACUGAGGAGAAGGUUAAUCAAGAGGUCGAGGAAGAGGAAGAAACCCAGGAAGAAGUCCCAGAAAAGAGCGAAUUGGAAGUUUUACACGAAGAAAAUGUGGAGCUAAAAGAGAAACUUACAACUCUAGAGAAGAAGCUAAAGGAACUAGAACUAAAGUAUAAAAUGUCCCUAGAGAACUGUGACCAUCUAUGCACCGUAUACAAAAAGGAAGUCGAGAAUACCAAGGUUUAUGCCAUCACGGAAUUCGCCAAGAACCUGUUAGAGGUGGCAGACACAUUCGAGCUGGCAUUCAAGAGCAUCCAGCUUGGUCCGGAUGCUGAAGCCACAGACACUCUAGACCCAAAGCAUGCUGAGUUUGUGAAUGGAAUCAAAAUGACUGAAACCAUCCUUCACAAUGUCUUUGAAAAGUUUGGUGUCAAGAGAUAUGAAAGUCUGAAGGAGACCUUCAACCCUCAAGUUCACGAGGCAAUGUUUGAAGUUCAAGACGGCAGCUCAAGCAACACUGUCGUCCAAGUUGUACAGAAUGGAUAUACCAUAAAUAACAGGAUACUACGCCCUGCAAAGGUUGGAGUUUCCAAAAGAACAUAA
This is a messenger RNA of Theileria equi strain WA, 780 nucleotides long. RefSeq names its product co-chaperone GrpE protein, putative. Lineage: Eukaryota; Apicomplexa; Aconoidasida; Piroplasmida; Theileriidae. Bases 1 to 780 code for a protein of 259 amino acids. Gene Ontology annotation, molecular function: adenyl-nucleotide exchange factor activity; protein homodimerization activity; protein-folding chaperone binding. The transcript is spliced from 2 exons. Gene Ontology annotation, biological process: protein folding; protein import into mitochondrial matrix. The record is from RefSeq and is a predicted model, not a curated record. Gene Ontology annotation, cellular component: PAM complex, Tim23 associated import motor.